GCUGAGGGAGGUGGCCGGGGACCGGCGGAGCUCGCCUCGCCUCCCCUCCCCUCCCCGCCGAAUAGGGGGAGUUUUCCGCGCGGCCGCCGGGCUUCACCAUGCUGCGGGGUUAGAGCCGCGGAGACGCCGCAGCGGGGUAAUAAUGUUAGCAGAGACCAGUCUUUCCAUAUGGGGAUGGGGAAGUCUUGGUGUUGUGCUUUUCCUAAUAACCUUUGGACCCUUUGCUAUAUUUUACUUUGCGUUUUAUAUCCUCUGCUUUGUGGGUGGGGGUUUUGUGGUUACUCUUUUAUUUGGAAAAAGCAACUCAGAAAAGUACCUUGAGCAGUGUGAACAUUCAUUUCUUCCUUGUACAUCAGUUGGUAUCCCUAAGUGCAUAGAAGAAAUGAAACGUGAAGCCAGACCUAUUAAGAUUGACAGAAGAUUGACAGGUGCAAAUAUAAUUGAUGAGCCUUUGCAACAGGUGAUCCAGUUUUCCCUGAGAGACUAUGUGCAGUACUGGUAUUACACACUAAGUGAUGAUGAAUCGUUUCUCCUGGAAAUCAGGCAAGCUCUUCAGUACGCACUUGUUCAGUUUUCUGCCAGGUCAAAGGAAACAGACUGGCAGCCUUACUUCACUACAAAACUUGUUGAUGACUUCGGCACUCAUCUUCGAGUUUUCAGAAAAGCUCAGCAAAGAAUAGCAGAGAAAGGUGAUCAGAUGAAAGACCAAGCUGAGGAACUUGUAGAUACAUUCUUUGAGGUUGAAGUUGAAAUGGAAAAAGAAGUCUGUCGUGACCUAGUCUGCACUUCUCCCAAAGAUGAAGAAGGAUUCCUAAGGGAUCUGUGUGAGGUCUUACUGUAUAUAUUGCUACCUCCUGGAGACUUCCAGAACAAGAUCAUGCGAUACUUUGUCAGGGAAAUCCUCUCCCGAGGAAUUCUUCUUCCAUUAAUAAACCAACUCAGUGAUCCUGAUUAUAUUAAUCAGUAUGUCAUAUGGAUGAUUCGUGAUUCCAACUGUAACUAUGAGGCCUUUAUGAAUAUUAUUAAAUUAAGUGAUAAUAUAGGAGAGUUGGAAGCAGUCAAAGAUAAAGCAAGCGAAGAACUGCAAUAUCUUCGAUCUCUAGAUACAGCAGGAGAUGAUAUCAACACUAUAAAAAAUCAAAUAAACAGUUUAUUAUAUGUUAUUAAAGUAUGUGAUUCAAGAAUUCAGAGGUUGCAGUCAGGAAAAGAAAUAGAUACUGUGAAACUGGCAGCAAACUUUGGAAAACUUUGCACAGUCCCUCUGGACCAUAUCCUGGUAGACAAUGUUGCACUACAGUUUUUUAUGGAUUACAUGCAGCAGACUGGUGGCCAAGCACAUCUGUUUUUCUGGAUGACAGUGGAAGGAUACAGGGUUACAGCACAGCAACAGCUGGAGGUACUUCAAAGCCGGCAAAGAGAUGGAAAACAUCAGACUAAUCAGACCAAGGGUCUAUUAAGAGCAGCUGCAGUUGGAGUUUAUGAGCAAUAUUUAUCAGAAAAGGCAUCUCCAAGAGUUAAUAUUGAUGACAACUUGGUAGCAAAACUGGCAGAAACACUGAACCAUGAGGAUCCAACACCUGAAAUCUUCGAUGACAUUCAAAGAAAGGUGUAUGAAUUGAUGCUGCGAGAUGAAAGAUUCUACCCUUCGUUCAAACAGAACGUAUUGUAUGUCCGCAUGUUAGCUGAGCUAGAUAUGCUGAAGGAUCCCAGUUUCCGAGGAUCAGAUGAUGGUGAGGGAGAAUCUUUUAAUGGGUCUCCUACUAGUAGCAUAAAUCUGUCCUUAGAUGACCUUUCAAAUGUCCCUUCUGAUGAAACAGUUCAACUCCAUGCAUAUAUCUCGGAUACUGUAUAUGCUGACUAUGACCCAUAUGCUGUGGCAGGAGUGUGUAAUGACCAUGGCAAGACGUACGCGCUGUAUGCUAUCACAGUCCAUCGGAGAAAUGCAAACAGCGAGGAAACAUGGAAGACAUAUCGGCGCUACAGUGACUUCCAUGACUUUCACAUGAGGAUCACUGAGCAGUUUGAAAAUCUGGCAAACAUACUGAAACUUCCUGGCAAAAAGACAUUUAACAAUAUGGACAGAGAAUUCUUGGAGAAGAGGAAAAAAGAUUUAAAUGCAUAUUUGCAGCUCCUGUUAAAUCCUGAAAUGAUGAAAGCUUCUCCAGCUCUCGCCCAUUAUGUGUACGACUUCUUGGAAAAUAAGGCCUACAGCAAAGGGAAGGGGGAUUUUGCACGAAAGAUGGACACAUUUGUAAACCCACUGCGUAACUCUAUGAGAAAUGUAUCAAAUGCAGUCAAGUCUCUCCCUGACAGCCUCGCAGAGGGAAUGACUAAAAUGUCAGACAACAUGGGUAAAAUGUCAGAGAGACUGGGACAAGACAUAAAGCAAUCAUUUUUCAAGGUGCCUCCUUUGAUCCAGAAAACCUAUUCAGAUCCUGACCAUUGCCGUGUUGCAGCAACAAUUGAUGACAGUGUGGAUGACAAUAUUCCUCUUCGAGUAAUGCUCCUCCUAAUGGAUGAAGUCUUUGAUUUAAAGGAAAGAAAUCAAUGGUUAAGAAGAAAUAUAAAGAAUCUUCUUCAACAGCUUAUUAGAGCAACAUAUGGUGACACAAUUAAUAGGAAAAUAGUUGAUCAUGUUGACUGGAUGACAUCUCCUGAACAAGUAGCAGAUGCUGUGAAACGCUUCAGAGAUGCCUUUUGGCCCAAUGGCAUUUUAGCAGAGACCGUUCCACGGAGAGACAAAGCUAUUAGAAUGAGAACAAGAGUAGCAGGGAAGACCAAAUUGCUAGAGAUAAUGCCAGAUGAAUUGAAGCACAUCAUAGGUGCUGAGACGACACGAAAAGGUAUUCUUCGGGUCUUUGAGAUGUUCCAGCAUACUCAACUGAAUAAGAGAAUGGUAUAUGUCUUUCUGGAGAGAUUUCUAGAAACCUUGUUUCCACAAAAUAAGUUCCAUGAGCUCUUCAACAAACUGCAUUCACGGUCAAAGCAGAUGCAGAGGUAUAAACAGAGACUACAUUCUACUCAAGCGCCUUCCUUGCAGAAAAGUCUUUUAGUGUCACAUAGUAGAUUAUUAAUGCAUCUGUAAGACCUGUGGAUCUUCUCAUCUUCACUUGUAAUUCAACCACUACCAGAAGGGUUCGUGUGUCUUAAAUGAUUUGGUGCGUCUUCAUGCAACAUUGAGAAGAAAACUGGCCCACUAUAUAAGAAUGCUGAUUCCUUCCGUUCCUGAGGCGAUGUUUGCCAGCAAUGAAAAGUGCCAGACUGAGUGAAGCGUAACGGUGAAGGAAAAGAAUGAUACGGUGGAGGAAAAGAACGUUUUGGCACUGGGAGAUAGUGCAAUGUGUGAGAAUCAGGUGGAAUUUUUCUACAUUAUGUCUGUUGAGGCUCUAUAGGGCUUAUUUAACAUUCCUGUGAAGGCUGAGCUAACAGGAAAAGCAAUCUCUGGAACAGCAGAUUUAUAGAGGAGGGGAGAAACAGUUAAUACCCCCAUCAUAAAAGUAUAUUUAUUAAAGUAAAGUUGAGGAAAUGUGAUUUUUAUGCCACACAAACUUCACCUUUUAUGUUUUGAAAAAUAAACUAACAUUAGAUCUGUUGGGGGUUUUAGUAAAGAUGCAGUAGAAAUAAAACCUUUAUUCUGACUAUUCUGUAGCUCUAAGGGCUAUCUUCUGCUCUUAUGGCACCUGGCAUACAUUUUGCAUGUAACUUCAGUGAAGAAGGGGCAUCAUAUUUAUGUUCAAUUGGUGUAUUUGAACAUAUGUCAAGAUCAUAGUUGCAGAAGGAAGGGGGUGCAUGUUUCAAAGAGAACAGACAUCGUAUUAGGAGAUGAGGAAACUGCACUAAGAAACAAUUCUCACACUAUUCCCCACUAAAAUCUGAAGCUUUUUAGGGUGCAAAAGAUUGUGUCCUACCUAAUUGAAAGAUUCCUUUACCUUUGAAUGUGUAAGGUUCAUGGAAAAAAAAGGUAGAAUUAGUUGGUUCCUUACAGAUAAAAAUAUUUCAUUAGUCAUAUGCAAACAUUUGGGAAUUCCUGAACGCAUCUUAGUGUAUAUAUGAAAAUAAAAAGGAGAUAAAAUUACAAUAUUUUUUUAAAUAAUUUUUUUAUUUUUUGCAUAGUGUAAAAUUUUAAUAGAAAUUUGACAUCAAGGCCCCACAUCCAUCUGUUUAGUUCCAUCAAAUAAUUUAUGUCCAAUUAAUAAUAAAACAACAAAUAAUACUUUCAGGCCACAGCAUACCUCAGUUUGUCUUUUCUUUUUCAUAGUCCCCUACUGUUUAUGAGCACUACUGUCUGAGUGAAUAGAAAGCAAUUUUGCAGAGUCCAUAUUUCUUCAGAACGCUUAACACGGGAUAUGAUACAACUGUCGAAUAAGGAUCCUUACAGCAAUUUGUGUUUAAAUGGGAACAAAUCCUUCUAUGUGGGAGAGGAACACAGACCUUUUAUUAAAGCGUUGUCAGAGAAGAUAGAAAGCUCUCAAAAGACCUAGUUAAUUUGACUGAAACAUCUAUAUAAAUCACUUUUCUUAUGGACUCUACUCAUGCAAUGUAGCCUUUUAUCAUACUAUUUAACGAUGACCAUAUUGUACUGUUAAUGUUUUCAUACAGUAUGCAUGGGCUCAAGUGCACUUGUUUUUUUUUUCCCUUAUUGCAGAAUUAAAUACUGUAAGUUAAAUCCCUUUCUUUUAUAAUUACCAAGAAGACAAGUUGGAAAAUAUGUAACAACCCUUCCCCCUUCUUCUCUGCAGAUUUUGUGGAAGUGUGAUUAAGUGCUGUUGAAUUUAACAAAAUUGUUGAGUUCCUGUGUGGAGUAGUCAGCAUAGCCAGCUACUAUUGUUUACAUGCCUUUAUCUUCCUCUGAUGUCAGUCUACACUCUAGCAUACCUGACAUCCAGCUGAUGAAAGAUCGUUCAGCAAUUGUUCUUGGUGAUAUAGUAGUUACAUCAUUGAUACUACCAAACCUAAUUUAUGUCUUUUUAAAUCGCUGAAUUUGUUUUGCAGUAUGAAAAUGGGAAGUUUAAAUGCUGUUUUGUCAAAUCUGUCAAAAAAAUUUUGUCAAAAAACCUCUUAUCUAUCUGCAGGUACCAUGAAAAAAUUCAAGAGAAUGGUGAUUGUGUGCAAAUUGGGAUUUUCUUAAUUAUCUGGUACAUUUCUGUAAAAAAUAAAUAAAUAAAAAUAAUAUCUCUAGGAAUGUGAACUGAACAUAAUACACCAUGUUCAUUAGUCAUUUUACUUAUUGGAAUUUAUUACAUAUAUAUAUAUAUAUAUAUAUAUAUAUAUAUACUUACACACUUAUGGGUGUGCAUAUGUAUAUAUAUACUAAAGUUUUGUCUUCUGUAUUUAGCUACAGAAUGUGGCUCCCUAAUUCAGUUGUGCCUGUUGGCUGGCAAGAUUGAUCAGAAAUUAAUACUUUUGGUUUAAAAGUUUGUACCAUCUUUACAAUGAUUUUCCUUUUGUCAAUUCAAAAUACCUGCCCUAUCAACCAUGCAGCCUGUUGUCCUAUGAAGUCUCCAAAACUGAAUGUUAACAUACAGCACUUAAGUGUAUCUUCUGGCCUUUGGGUGCUGUGACUGGCCAUUGAAGAUUGUGCCAUUGUCAACAAAUGCACUUGUUUUAGCCUUAAUUAUUUUUAAGUGAAAAUGAGCAAUUGAGUUUUUCAUUUGGUUCCUCCUCAAGCUUGUGCUGCUGGUGUUUGCUAGAACUAAACAGUAAAUUUUAAGUGCUACAGAAUGUGUACCAAAAUAAAAAUAUAUGAAAUCCACAAUCUAAAUUUUAAUUUUGUGCAAUAUUUUCAUUUAAUGCAUGUGUAUUUGAGUAACUGUAAAAUAAAUGAAUUUUUAACAUUUUAAAGUCUAGGUUAAAAAUGUCUUUUCAGCUGAACAAUUUUGCAUUCUGUUAUUGGAUUAGUUUAUUUAAGGACUUGUUUUAAAAGUCUUAUUUGUUACUCCGCCGUUAAUUCCCUUGUUCUUAAUGGUCCUUGCUCGUGGGAGCAUAGCUCAUACAUUACAAGGGGAAAAUCUAAAGAGCUCAUCUCAUGAAUAUAGCCGUUAUGGAUUACUUGUGCAUAUCAUUGUACAGUAAGUGUCAGCUGUGUGCCUAAUUGUUCUGUUGAUGCUUUUUCCUUCCCUUCCCCAUCCUUUUGUUUCCGUAACAAAGAAUGAACGUAAAACAGACUGCCAGGGUCACUUCUACUGGAUGGCAGAGGACUCUGAAUUUUUUUUUUCUUUUUUUUUUUUUUUUUGAAGUUUGCAUUUAUGUUCUGUCCAAUAGAAAGGUAAAAAAUAAAAAAUUAAAAAAAAAAUACACUAAUAAAGUAUUAACAGGA
Molecule: messenger RNA, 6316 nt
Organism: Lagopus leucura (white-tailed ptarmigan)
Lineage: Eukaryota; Metazoa; Chordata; Aves; Galliformes; Phasianidae
Gene: SNX13
Product: sorting nexin 13
Exons: 27
Coding region: 143-3085 (980 amino acids)
Biological process (GO): positive regulation of GTPase activity
Cellular component (GO): early endosome
Molecular function (GO): phosphatidylinositol binding
Source: RefSeq, a predicted model, not a curated record